GCGCUGCCGUACAGCGUGAGGAGGCGCGGCCCAAGAUGGCGGCGCCCUGAGCGGCUCCGGCCGAGCCAUGGCGGCACCGGGAGAGGCACCGGGAGAGGCACCGGGAGAGGCGCUCCGGGCCGUGCUGCGGCCCAGCGGGGCCCUCCCGGCCGAGGCUCUCCCGGUGCGCGGCUACGACUUCUCGGGAGGCGCGGACCACGCGGCGCUGCUCCGCUCCUUCCGCACCACCGGCUUCCAGGCCACGAGCUUCGCGCAGGCGGUGGCGGAGAUCGAGCGGAUGAUCGCGGCCAAGCUGGAGCCGCUGAGCGCGGAGCAGCGGGAGAGAGCGGCCAUGGCCGGGCCGCGGCCGCCCUCGGGCUGCACCAUCUUCCUCGGCUUCACCUCGAACCUCGUCAGCUCCGGCGUCAGGGAGAGCAUCCGAUACCUGGUGCAGCAUGGCAUGGUGGACGUGCUGGUGACCACGGCCGGGGGGGUGGAGGAGGACCUGAUCAAGUGCCUGGCGCCCACCUACAUCGGGGACUUCCAGCUGCGGGGCCGGGACCUGCGGCACAACGGCAUCAACAGGAUCGGGAACCUGCUGGUGCCCAACGAUAACUACUGCAAGUUCGAGGACUGGCUGAUGCCCAUCCUGGAGAGGAUGGUGGACGAGCAGGACACGCAGGGCGUGCGGUGGACGCCGUCCCGGAUGAUCGCCCGGCUGGGCAAGGAGAUCAACAACCCCGAGUCCAUCUGUUACUGGGCCCAGAAGAACAACAUCCCGGUGCUGAGCCCGGCGCUCACCGACGGCUCCUUGGGCGACAUGAUCUUCUUCCACUCCUACAAACGCCCGGGGCUCGUGCUGGACAUCGUGGAGGACCUGCGCCUCAUCAACACCCAGGCCAUCUUCGCCCGCAAAACCGGCAUGAUCAUCCUGGGCGGGGGUUUGGUCAAGCACCACAUCGCCAACGCCAACCUCAUGAGGAACGGCGCCGAUUUCUCCGUCUACGUCAACACGGCGCAAGAGUUCGACGGCUCCGACUCGGGCGCGCGGCCGGACGAGGCCGUGUCCUGGGGCAAGAUCCGCGUGGACGCCACGCCCGUCAAGGUCUACGCCGACGCCUCGCUCGUCUUCCCGUUGCUCGUGGCCGAGACGUUCGCACGGAGCGCCGACGCAUUCGGGGUGCCGGCGGGGACCCCCGAGGCGUGAGGGACCCCCAAAGCCUGGAGACCCUCAAGAACUGAGGGACCCCUGAGGCCUGGGGGCACCCAAGAUGUGAGAGACCCCCAAAGCCUGAGGGACCCCCAAAGCCUGAGGGACCCCCGAGGCCUGAGGGACCCCAAAGCCUGGAGACCCUCAAGAACCUCAAGAACUGAGGGACCCCUGAGGCCUGGGGGCACCCAAGAUGUGAGAGACCCCCAAAGCCUGAGGGACCCCCAAAGCCUGAGGGACCCCCAAGAACUGAGGGACCCCCGAGGCGUGAGGGACCCCCAAAGCCUGAGGGACCCCCAAGAACUGAGGGACCCCCGAGAACUGAGGGACCCCCGAAGCGUGAGGGACCCCCAAAGCUUGGAGACCCUCAAGAACCUCAAGAACUGAGGGACCCCUGAGGCCUGGGGACCCCCGAGGCCUGAGAGACACCCAAAGCCUGAGGGACCCCCAAGGCCUGUGGGACCCCCAAAACUUGAGGGACCCCCAAGGCCUGAGGGACCCCUGAGGCCUGAGGGACCCCUGAGGCCUGAGAGACCCCCAAGGCUUGAUGGACCCCCAAGGCCUGAGAGACCCCCGAGGCCUGAGGGACCCCUGAGGCCUGAGGGACCCUCAAAGGCCUGAGAGACUCCCAAGGCCUGAGAGACCCCCGAGGCCUGAGGGACCCCCGAGGAAUGACGGACCCCAAAGGCCUGAGAGACUUCCAAGGCCUGGGGACCCUCAAAGGCCUGAGAGACCCCCAAGGCCUGUGGGACCCUCAAAGGCCUGAGGGACUCCCAAGGCCUGAGGGACCCCCAAAGCCUGAGGGACCCCAAAGCCUGAGGGACCCCAAAGCCUGGAGACCCCCAAAGCCUGGAGACCCCCAAAGCCUGAGGGACCCCCAAAGCCUGAGGGACCCCUGAGGCCUGAGGGACCCCCAAGACCUGAGGGACCCCCAAGACCUGAGGGACUCCCAAGGCCUGAGGGACCCCCAAGACCUGAGAGACCCCCCAAGGCCUGUGGGACCCUCAAAGGCCUGAGAGACUCACAAGGCCUGAGGGACCCCAAAGCCUGAGGGACCCCAAAGCCUGAGGGACCCCCAAGACCUGAGGGACCCCCAAGACCUGAGGGACCCCCAAGACCUGAGGGACCCCAAAGGCCUGAGAGACUCCCAAGGCCUGUGGGACCCCCAAGGCCUGAGGGACCCCCAAGACCUGAGGGACCCCAAAGGCCUGAGAGACUCCCAAGACCUGAGGGACCCCCAAGACCUGAGGGACCCCCAAGACCUGAGGGACCCCAAAGGCCUGAGAGACUCCCAAGGCCUGUGGGACCCCCAAGGCCUGUGGGACCCCCAAGGCCUGAGGGACCCCAAAGGCCUGAGAGACCCCUGAGGCCUGGGGACCCCCAAAACUUGAGGGACCCCCAAGGCCUGAGAGACUCCAAAGGCCUGUGGGACCCCCAAGGCCUGAGAGACCCCAAAGGCCUGAGGGACCCCAAAGCCUGAGGGACCCCCAAGGCCUAAGAGACCCCCAAAGCAUGAGACCCCCUUUUCAUGACCCCCUCCCCGCAGCGCUUGUGAUUAUUUAUUGGAGCUGCCAAUAAAGCAGAGCAGGGUUUAUUUA
This is a messenger RNA of Taeniopygia guttata (zebra finch), 2787 nucleotides long. RefSeq names its product deoxyhypusine synthase (gene DHPS). Gene Ontology annotation, molecular function: deoxyhypusine synthase activity. The record is from RefSeq and is a predicted model, not a curated record. Gene Ontology annotation, biological process: peptidyl-hypusine biosynthetic process. Gene Ontology annotation, cellular component: cytoplasm. NCBI's taxonomy places the organism in Eukaryota, Metazoa, Chordata, Aves, Passeriformes, Estrildidae.